UAUGAUUGACAAAACAUUGGAUGAAGGAUCAACAUUUGAACGAGUUGGUUCUAGGCAGUUAGCAGACUUGCUUAUUGCUGCAUGGUUGGUAUUUUCUAUCAAAAACUCUUUUGUGAAUUGUUAUUGUUAUUAUUUUUUCAAUGUCUCAGAUGUAGAGACUUAAUUUUGCGUCACCAUUUUUUAAGUGCCGUGUCUGAUUAACUCCUUAAUAACUUCAAGUCUUUAACCUAUUACUAACUGUAUCUCAAAUGACCUCAGUUGUUUCUUACUUUCUUAAAAUCAAGUGGGUAAUUUUUAGUUUGUUUGUCUUGAACUAGAUUUUCUCAGGAAUAAGGAUAGAAACCUUAUAUUUAAGAUUUUUUUGUUCUUCUCUUCCAUGCUUUUGCAUUCGGCCUACUUAAUCUUUUUAUGGUCUCUUUGUCAGUUAAGAUUUUUCAUUAAUGAUUGUUGAAUGUCAUCCUUUAGGGUGAGAACUGAUAUUAGAGCUUAUGUUGGAGAUGUUGAUGCAGUAGUAGUUCUGUGUGGCUUUGGGCGUGCCAUUGGUAAUAAGGGAGCUGUUGGUUUGAGGAUGAGAGUGUAUGAUCGAAUAAUGUGCUUUGUUAACUGUCACUUCGCUGCACAUCUAGAAGCGGUUAAUCGUCGCAAUGCAGACUUUGAUCAUAUCUGGAUUGCCAUUGGUCCUUUCUGUUGCAACUAGUGCUUCAUGUGCUGCUCAGGUGCUUCGAAAUACAA
Messenger RNA from Humulus lupulus (European hop), 732 nucleotides. Its product is annotated as type II inositol polyphosphate 5-phosphatase 15-like. The transcript is spliced from 3 exons. Bases 452 to 697 code for a protein of 81 amino acids. Gene Ontology annotation, biological process: phosphatidylinositol dephosphorylation. The record is from RefSeq and is a predicted model, not a curated record. Lineage: Eukaryota; Viridiplantae; Streptophyta; Magnoliopsida; Rosales; Cannabaceae.